GGGCGGCACCGCGCGGUACGUACGGGUCACGUACAGUACGUGCGCCUACGGCCGCACGUGUGUAAGAGGGGUUUGGAGUUAGGGCUGUUCGGUUGGGAGGCGCCUUCAAACGUCGUGUGUUCCAACCGCACAACCUCAGGGCUAAGCAAAAGUUACAGCUAAUGAUGGAGGGGGCUGACAGGUACACCUGUUGUCGUCACACGAGAAAAGCUCCUCCAGGGACGCCUGCUGCGGAGGGCAGUGUGUGCGGCACAGCAGUGAUGACAGAGAAGGAGAGGUGUCCCAAAGUGGAGCAGUAUGUUGGUGAAAUUAAAGGCGGACUGAGACCUGCCAUGAGAAUCACCGUCAUAGGGAUGGUACCUUCCAACCCCAAGAGCUUCUCGGUGACUCUGCUCUGUGAUCCAGUGGAUGCAAACAGAGACGUUGGGAUGAUGUUUACAGUUAACUUUAGUGAGAAGUCCAUCACAAGAAAUGCACGAAUUGAUGGGAAGUGGGGCAUAGAAGAGAAGAAUAUACCCUACUUCCCAUUUAUAGCAGGGGACACAUUUAAGAUGGAGCUCUUAUGUGAACAUCAGCAAAUAAAGGUCUUGCUUGACGGGCGGCAGCUCUGUGACUUCACUCACCGCAUUCAGCCUCUGAACCUGGUGAAAGCUUUGCAGAUCACAGGCGAUGUCAAGCUUACCAAAGUGGCUUGAAAAAAGGAGUUCACAAUACUACCAGGGGACAGAGACAAAUGCACUUUCUUCUGUCUGAGAAAUGUUUUAUCUUUUUCUCCUCACUGAUUUCGGAGAAUGGAAACUGCCUUUUUUCAUUUGCUGAUACAUGUGAAAUACACACUGUUGUUUUUUUCUCCUCCAUGUUCAGAAGUUGCAGAGAGAUGGCUGGUCCAGCUACAUCAGAGGACCUAUACUUAGAUACUUUCUUGGUCUCCCAAAUUAGAAGACUUUUGAUGCUAGGCUGUAUCUCAUAUCCUCAUGGUUCCCUAACUUCUCGUGCAUGCCAGCUAAUGCUGCUCAGUCCUUUGUGGUGGCUAUUAGUCUUGUGACUAGAAUUGAGCGGUGUGCAGGCGGUGGGACUGAGAAAGGGGAAGUGGGAAAUAUCUUUGGAAGUGAAUAAGAGAGUCUGGAGGGCCCCAACAAGGCUCACGUUAUCAGGAGGGAACUGCUUGUCCAGGAGUCUCCAAUCAAUCAGCACAAAGCUGUAUGUGUUUCACAGUACAGAGUAGUAGAUGCCUCACCACCAUCCCUAUCUGUUGCAGGUAGAGUUCUCAGGAACUGAAAGGCUUCAACAGUUGUGGAUUUCACAGUCUUCUCUGGACCAGUCCUAUGAAAUUGUAUCUGUAGCUGAAACUGCAUCAUCCAUUUUUGCAUAUGAUUAAAACUGUCGUUGCUAGCAAACUUCUUUACCAGCUUUUCUAAGUAUUUGAAUGUGUGCAUUUGUUGUGCUGUUAUUUCAUUGCUGUAGAUUUAGAAAAGAGUCCCAAACAUGUGGCUGUUAUAAUACAUAUACAGAUAUGAAGGAGAUGGUUAUGUGGAUAGAGAACUACCGAAUUCCUUUGUGACUUUAGGGACAAUUUAUAGCAUUCUGUCUUCAAAGUGUUUUAGUGACUCUGGGGAAUCUGUCAGAUACAGCUACUCAGAUAACAGAAAUCUUAUAAAAAUAGCAUAUCAGCAGUUUGGUCGGAUGUUUUGUUCAUCUCAUAUAUUCAGUUCUACUCUGCCACUGUGGACAAUUCCUCACUUUCCAUAGUACUCUAAGUUUAAGGUCUAUGAAACCAUUAUUUUCACGUAUUCCGACUGACCUCUGAGAAACAUCGUAUCUAAAGAGCACAAGAGAAUCCAAUGCGCUGAACUUUUUUUUUUUUUUUUUGCCAUGUUUAAUGAUACCAGAACGAAGCUUGAGCAAGGUUUUACCAUGGUGUAUCAAGAAAGGCAGUCUCAGACACCAGGGCCUUUCAUGACUGUGACUCAGUUCAUGCACCUUGAUUCAGUCCACCUGAACUAAUUAAGUUUAUAAGCCCCUUUAUAAAGGAGAAAAGGAGCAAGACAUUACUGCUUUAGAAUAAAGCACAGUCGGCACCUGUCAGAUGUAGACUGAAGACUUGUACAAAAGAUUCUUUUUCUUCCAUCUUGAAAGAGUCUGUUUCCUUGUAAAGCAUCAUUUAUUUGUAUCCCCGUGUUGUUCUUUGUCUCUCGGUUAGGCAUUAACUUCUUCCAGAUCUGUGUGACUCCUAGCCACCUGGGAUUCUGAUCUGACAGGACCUGCUAGGUGCUAUGACAAUACACAUAACAAAAAUAUAAUGUUUAAGGAAAAAACAAAAACAAACAAACAAACAAAAAAAACCAACCACCAUCACUCCCAGACAAAGAGAGCAGAAAACUUGGUCAUAAAUGCGAAAUUGUUCGGCAUGGAGUCCAGCUUGUUCAUGUCAGUGGUUUGAUUGCCUCAAUCCAUUGUGUUCGCUCUGCCUUGGAGCUGGCCUGGAUAUAAUAAUGAAUGUCUUUUUUGGUGAUGAUUUUGAAGAGGUUGCCUUGCACAUUGCCCUUCACACCUACAG
This is a messenger RNA of Gallus gallus (chicken), 2557 nucleotides long. RefSeq names its product galectin like 2 (gene LGALSL2). The record is from RefSeq and is a predicted model, not a curated record. The coding region runs from base 162 to 695 and encodes 177 amino acids. Gene Ontology annotation, molecular function: carbohydrate binding. The transcript is spliced from 5 exons. Lineage: Eukaryota; Metazoa; Chordata; Aves; Galliformes; Phasianidae.